AUGUCUACAACUUCUUCUAGUGCAAAUCCAACGAGAGAUCGACUUCAUUCAACCAGAGAGGUACUGAAGAUUGUCAGAACUCAGUCUGUUUUCAUGGAGCCGAAGCAGAUGUCUUCACGUCAACUAUCGAUCUCAACUGAUGUUGAUUUCGGCGUUGCCGCAUGCUACAUAUCCCAUAUGACGCUCAACGACGAGCUGCACGCGUGCUGCCUGAAGCGGUUAAAUGUUGGCAAGGCCUUGUUCCUCGAUGGCGUCGAUUUUGGCGGUUGCCUCUGCACCGCAGUUGAAGUCGUGGCGAUGCCGAGAGAAGUUGCAGUCCUCACGAAGGCUCUCCCCUUCUGCGUGGGCCAUGGGUUUGACCUCCACCGGCUCAAAAAACCUCGUGUGGACUCUCUUUUGCCUGCGUCUGUUCAUCGAGUUCCAGUCUGUUUUGCUCGUCCACCGUCUUGUGCUCAACCCUCUUCUUUGUUCAGCCUUUGCUUCAUCUGUAUUAUGGCAUCCAGCAGAAGCCAGAAUGGGAUUCAACUCUUACUAGCUGCAGAGCAAGAAGCUCAGCACAUAGUAAAUGCUGCUAGAACUGCAAAGCAAGCCAGAUUGAAACAAGCAAAAGAGGAGGCUGAGAAGGAAGUUGCUGAGUUCCGUGCCCAAGUGGAGGCUGAUUUCCAGAGGAAGCUAGCGGAGAGUAGUGGGGACACAGGUGCUAAUGUCAAGCGCCUUGAACAAGAAACUGAAGAAAAGAUCAAACACAUUAAGACAAAGGCUUCGAGGAUCUCUCCUGAUGUUGUCUCCAUGCUUCUGAGGCAGGUCACCACAGUAAAGAACUAAGUAUUGGUCAAGCUGAGUGAAUUUCAUCAGGAGUGAUGUGGGUUUUCUUCUAGUUCUGUACCAUAUUUUUCAUUUCUUGUUGGUGCAGUUGUUUCGAUUUAUUACAAAAUAAAGUUACAGCGAUUAUAUUUCUCCAUGAGCUCCUCUUAAGAAGGAAACUCUGAUGAAUGUCAAUUUAUAUUAGUGUAUAUUGUAUGCUGUUGGUGUUGGGUUUAUGAAACUGAGAUUUGAUGUCGUAAUAUCCUUUGUGGAAUUUUCAUAUGUUAUUGCAACUUUCUUGGGUCGAGUCAACUAGAUCUUGUUGUUUUUCUCAAUUUUUUUUUCUCCUACAAAUAAAUCUCAUGUUCGUCGUGCAAAGAAG
This is a messenger RNA of Striga asiatica, 1186 nucleotides long. Lineage: Eukaryota; Viridiplantae; Streptophyta; Magnoliopsida; Lamiales; Orobanchaceae. The record is from the annotation of a GenBank genome assembly.